Messenger RNA from Colletotrichum acutatum, 890 nucleotides. RefSeq names its product DNA-directed RNA polymerase. Gene Ontology annotation, cellular component: RNA polymerase II, core complex. The record is from RefSeq and is a predicted model, not a curated record. The transcript has 5 exons. Gene Ontology annotation, biological process: transcription by RNA polymerase II. Gene Ontology annotation, molecular function: protein dimerization activity; DNA binding. NCBI's taxonomy places the organism in Eukaryota, Fungi, Ascomycota, Sordariomycetes, Glomerellales, Glomerellaceae. Bases 327 to 704 code for a protein of 125 amino acids.
AGAUGGAGGAAGAUGUGGAAGGUCAGAGCAAUACCUUAUGCACCGCCACAUUUGUGCUUCUGUGGCGCAGCCCACCUCUUUGAGGACCCACUAGGACUCCAGCCCAUCCUUACUGAGAAGGAGCCUGAGCUUCACCACGUCCAACUCACUCACCAGCAUCUCUCAUACCCCGGGUGAACUCUCAAAUUCUAUCACAAUACCAACCCAAAGUCUCACUGCAGUAUUCUGCGUUCAAUUAUCUCCAACCACGCAUUAUCUUCAGUUUUGUCCUCAAAGUCUCGUUACCACCGACUCCACCCUCCCCUUCACAAUCACGAAUCACCAAGAUGAACGCGCCUGAUCGUUUCGAGCUCUUCCUGCUCGGUGAAGGCGAGAAGAAGAUCGAGGAGAAUGUCUUCUCUGGAAUGUCCAACACGUCCGACUUCGUCAUCAAAAAAGAGGACCACACUCUCGGCAACCUCCUGUCCGAGCACCUGAAGAUGCACAAGAACGUCCUGAUGGCGGGCUACAAGAUCGCGCAUCCAAACGUCCCCGAGAUGUUCAUUCGAGUCCAGACAGACGGCACGAUCACCGCCAAGGAGGCCUUGGUACAGGUAAUCAAGAAGCUCAUGCAGGACCUGUCCCACCUGAGUCGCGAGUUUACUCGCGAGUUCGAGCUUCGUCGCAUGGUCGAGGCGGGCCGUUCGAAUCAGCAGGGCCAGUAAGGCGGACACACUUGAGACGAUGGGUUACAUCUCGCGUGGGAUUUUUCCUCUGGGCGUUAGGCGGAUAAGGUCAUUACGGAAUAACGGUCUGAUACCGAAGUUUGGCAUGGGGAAUCGUCAUAUUGGUUUUCGCAUUCCGGGCUGAGAAAGGGCCUCGGAUUAGAAAAAGUUGAUCAUUGCGCAUUA